Molecule: messenger RNA, 651 nt
Organism: Eremothecium cymbalariae DBVPG#7215
Lineage: Eukaryota; Fungi; Ascomycota; Saccharomycetes; Saccharomycetales; Saccharomycetaceae
Gene: RRG9
Product: mitochondrial ribosome assembly protein RRG9
Exons: 1
Coding region: 1-651 (216 amino acids)
Cellular component (GO): nucleus
Source: RefSeq, a predicted model, not a curated record
AUGGUUUUUAAAAACAAUGGUUAUAGAUUAUUUAUAUCUCACAGGGAUGUAUUUAUACGAAAUAUCGCAACAACAUCAACAGUCAAAUAUAAUCAAUUAAAAACAGCCAAGAGCAUUAUAAAAUUAGUUAACAAUAGCAGCUUAUCGAAGAAAGAACAAACCAUAGAACCUGGUAUACAGGUAUUAAAUAAGGAAAUUAGUCCAGAUAUGCCAGAAUGGAAAAAACAAAAACUUGCAUUGAAUAAGAAAUUCAAAGGUGAACAGUGGAAUCCAACCAAAAAACUGUCUCGCGAUGAGAUUGAAUCAGUAAGAAUGUUGAAGAGACAGUAUCCCAACAUGACGACCAAACAGUUGGGUUCUUAUUUUAAAGUGUCUCCAGAAAGCGUCAGGAGGAUUUUAAAAUCAAAAUGGCAGCCUACAGAAGACGAGAUGUUGAACGUUCAGGAACGGUGGAAAAGAAGAGGAAAAAGAAUAGAGUCCAUGUUUGAACCUACUACUGGGAAAGACUCAGUUCAACCAACUCGUAGGAUAGUAGUUAAUUCUGAAACUAGUGGGGGUACCUUUAGGGUGAAAUAUGUUCAGAAACCUAAAGUCAUAUCUACAUCUUUGCCGAAACCUAAUAAGUUGCAUUUACUUCUUAAUCACAAAUAA